AUGGUAAAUUUAAAUGAAUAUAACUUGGAUAAAUACAAUAACUUACAAAUUCCUGAUGCAGCAAAUAAUGAAUUAAAGAAAAAAGAUUCCGAAUUUAAUGAAUUCUUAGACAGAUUUAUUGCUUUAACCAGAGAAUAUGGUAUUGAAUUGGGAGUUCGAUUACUCCAUAGCCACAAUAUACCUUUGAAAGAUGGACAAGCUAUGGUUGAGAAGUUUGUUGAUAACUAUAAAGGCAAACCUGCGUUAAUUACAUCGGCCGAUUCUCCAAGUGAUUCGUGUCCCGCAAGUUGGAUUUUGAAUGGAGAUAAUUAUCUAGUUUUUGAAUAUUCAAAUGAUCCAGCAGUGAUGCGAAUAUAUGAAAAGCUAGCUAAAGACUCAACAGCGUUGGAUAAAGUAAGUGCGCUUAUCAAGGAAUAUAACUUAGAUAAUUUAAUCGGACCUUGCAUUACUGCUAGAGAUACGAUGAAUAAAUUUAAUAUGAGUCAACGUCAAGCUUUAGUUGAAAGUACUAUCAAUAUUGAGGAUAAAUAUGUAAAUAUCAUUCAAAGUAGAUCGAACGAAGAAUCCUCCUCUGUUGGCAUAAAAACCUUAUGGGGAGCUAAAUUGAACGAGACCUGUAUGACAAAUCUUCCUUGUUAUUGUUGUAUUAAUGAUCAACAUUACUGUCAAAAAGGGAUACAUUAA
Molecule: messenger RNA, 684 nt
Organism: Scutellospora calospora
Lineage: Eukaryota; Fungi; Glomeromycota; Glomeromycetes; Diversisporales; Gigasporaceae
Source: the annotation of a GenBank genome assembly